This is a messenger RNA of Brenthis ino (lesser marbled fritillary), 1056 nucleotides long. The record is from the annotation of a GenBank genome assembly. Lineage: Eukaryota; Metazoa; Arthropoda; Insecta; Lepidoptera; Nymphalidae.
AUGAAUAUAGGUUCAAAGCCAUCAUCGGAGUCACAACUCAUGAGUACAUUGCUAUCGCUAGCUUCUAACGGUGCAUUUCCGGAAAGAUCUGGACCAAUUGUUCAACCUAUAGUACAACCAGAAAAGCCCGUAGGGAUGGGCAUGAUAGAUGACAGACCGCAAAAUUUCAAUUUCAUAUCUUUCCAACCUAAAAUACCUACAUGUAAUACUAAAGAACCAAUAGUAUUUAGUCCACCGGCAGUGAUAGCAAAUCCAACUUCAAAUAUUUUAUUCAGCUCACCUAUUCCAUCUGCGUCGGUUGUGCCCAUACAAUCUAUACAACCUUCUGCUGUAUCAGCACCAAUAUCUCUUAAUAGUUUUUUUACAAUUCCACAAGGUUCCAACGCUGUACAGAGUUAUGGGAAUGUAGUUCAAAAUUCACCUACUGUAUGGCAAUUACCAAAGCUCCUAAAUGAUGGCCACAACUAUGUUCCUGUAAAUCCGAUCACAUAUACAGAAGCGAGUCCCCUUCCCAUCAAUUUACAGAUUAGUCCUCCUUGUUCAAGUUUACCGGAAAUCAAUACUAAUUCUGGUUUGUUAGAAAUUUUAAGCAGAUCAAAUCUAGUAGGAGUCCAAGAGCCCAACGUCAUAACAAGUGAAGGCGAUAACAACGGCUUUCCAUUAAAUCUCCAAAUAAAUCUGCCCUCACAGAGUAUACCCGCACCAAGAAUAACUGUAGUUUCUGCUUCACCACAACCAGUAGCCAGCACAAAUACAGAAGAACCAGGUCUUUUCCCACCAUUUGGAUUUUCGCCACCUCCGCCACCACUGAUUAUGAGAAAAUCAAGAUCAAGUUGGAGGAAAAUAUUGCCAAUAAUAUUAAUAGCUUUAUUCAGUGACCGUGGCUGUUGUGGUGGAGGCUGCUGCUGCUGUAAUUGCAAUCCUGAUACAGAUAAUCCAAUACCGAUUCCUUAUCCUAUACCAAUACCCGUUAACAAUCCUAUUAUUAAUAAUUCAAAAUCUUCAUGCUCCUCUCGUAAACGAGGGCAUAGAGACCAUGAAGAUAAUAAAACAAAG